AAGGUUGUGUAAAUGAGGAAGAAAGACACUUGCUUUAUCUCGUGGCAAGGAGGAGAUUGACGCUACCACACAGAAAGGAAGAUAGAGAAGGAAGACAAGAGAGCGAGAUUGAGAGAGGCAAAGAUUGUGCGUGGAGAAGAGUGCAAAGGAGGAGAGGAAGGGAGGAGGGAGUGUGUGAGAGCGAGAGAGGGAGAGAGGGCAUAGGAAGAGCAGAGCGCAGAGCAGGUUCUUUUGCAGGCACAACCUUACUGUCAGCCCCAGCAGAAAUGGCCAACUUUGCAGGCACCUGGAAAAUGAAGAGCAGUGAGAAUUUUGAUGAACUUCUCAAAGCACUUGGCGUGAACACCAUGCUGAGGAAGGUGGCUGGGGCGGCUGCCUCCAAGCCCCAUGUGGAGAUCCGCCAGGACGGGGAGCAGUUCUACAUCAAGACCUCCACCACCGUCCGCACCACCGAGAUCAACUUCCACAUCGGCCAGGAGUUCGACGAGGAGACAGUGGACGGCAGGAAAUGCAAGAGUCUUGCAAUCUGGGAAGCGGAGAACAAGAUGGUGUGCAUGCAGAAGCUGGUGGAUGGAGACGGGCCCAAGACAUACUGGACAAGAGAACUGCUAGGAGACGAGCUGAUACUGACGUUCGGGGCUGACGACGUGGUAUGCACACGGAUUUACUUACGAGAAUGACGCUUCUCCAAGGCCAACCUGGACAAGGCAGAAAAAACAGAAAAUAGAACCAGUCAGAUAUGUUACAACACUCCUUAACCCCCCAUUCCCCUGCCAUGCUGAAACAUGUAGUAUAUAUAGUAUAUCAUAUGUAAUCCAGCAGCAUUGGCUGCAUAGUCUUCAUAAAACCUUGCCAUAAUAUGGUCAUUUGUGGUCUGGUAAUGUGUGUUACAGUUCUGCAAUAACUGUGAUUCUCAGUGUCUGGUCGAUAUCUACAAGUUGUAUCUUCUUUUUGUUUGUUAGAUAUGAGUAUGUCAAUAUUGCAAACAAGAAU
This is a messenger RNA of Coregonus clupeaformis (lake whitefish), 993 nucleotides long. Its product is annotated as cellular retinoic acid-binding protein 1. Gene Ontology annotation, molecular function: fatty acid binding. Gene Ontology annotation, cellular component: nucleus; cytosol. Gene Ontology annotation, biological process: fatty acid transport. The transcript is spliced from 4 exons. NCBI's taxonomy places the organism in Eukaryota, Metazoa, Chordata, Actinopteri, Salmoniformes, Salmonidae. The record is from RefSeq and is a predicted model, not a curated record. Bases 267 to 680 code for a protein of 137 amino acids.